Messenger RNA from Closterium sp. NIES-65, 9333 nucleotides. Lineage: Eukaryota; Viridiplantae; Streptophyta; Zygnematophyceae; Desmidiales; Closteriaceae. The record is from the annotation of a GenBank genome assembly.
AUGGCGGGCGUCGGGGAAGCUCCGCCGCCUGCUCCUCCGCCUCCGCCUGCCAUGGCUGCUCCGCCAGGUGCCCCACCAACGAUGCUUCCGCCGACGACGGAAGAGACAGUCCCGCUGAGCCUGCUGACCACUGCGACGGUUCAGCAGACCAUGCGAGAGCUGCGACAGCUGAGCGAGUCGCUCGCUGCGUCGCGUGCGACGGCGGAGGCGAGCGGGCGAGGUCCCGACGACGAGAAGCAGCGGAAAGUCGCUCUGCUGAAAUUCCUUUGGCAUACGCGACAGAAGCUGCUGCGGCUUCUCGUUGUAACGAAAUGGUGUAACCAGCUGCCCGUGAUCGAGCGGUGCAAGCAAGCGUGGACCGCGCUGGCCAAUCACGACGCAGCGUUUGUGCAAGCUGCGGACGGAUUAUGGAUGACUCACGCGCAGAUCCAAGGCGCGCGCGCGCCGCUCUACGACGUUCCCACCGCCGUCGAAAUCCUCUCCACGCACGCUUACCGCCGGCUACCCGCUUGCGUAGACGAUCUGCAGCUCCCGCCGAACCUGAUGCUGCAGAGGCUCGGGCCAGCUUCGGUGGCAGGGUUGGUACCGCCUGCAGGGGUUGCUGCAGCAGCGACGGCAGCUGCUGAAGCUAUGAGAUUGCUGGGAGGGGAGGAGGACGAGGAGGAAGAGGAGGAAGAGGAGGGUGAGAGGGAGGGGAAGGGGAAAGGGAAAGAGGAAGAGGAGGGAGAAGUGGAGUAUAAGGGCGUGAAGGGAACCACCAUUCCUGCUGAUUCUGCUGCUGGCUCUAACGCUGCCGCUGCUGCUGCUGCUGCUGCUGCUGCCGUGACUGCUGCCACACCCGACGCCACAGCACCAGCUGACUCUAUCCCAGUUAUGCCCGAGACGGCCAAGGCGAAGCGCGCGAGGCUGAGAGCCGCCAGGCGUAGCGGCAGGCGAGCCGCCAUAGAGCAGAUUAACUCCUUCCUGCGAACGCGGCUGCUGGAAACACCUAUUCCCGCGGAGGUGACGCGGGUGCGGGUUGGAGGCGGGAAGGUGCGCGUGUAUGUGGAGGGCGAGUAUCAGGCGGACAUCACUGCUGGGUAUAUGUCCAACCUGUCUCUUUGGAAGGUGAUUAAAGUGAAGAUUCUUGUACGGGGCGCGGAGAACGCGGCAGAGGGGGAUGGGGAGGAGGAAGAGGAAGAAGAGGAGGAUGAAGAGGAGGAGGAUGAAGGGGAGGGAGAGGGCAGAAAAGAGAGGAAGAAGCGGGGCCAACAGCGAUCACAGGGGAGGAAAGGCACGGCGUCAAGGCAGCACGGAGGGGCACGCAGGGUGAAGUGCAUCAAGGGCAUUCCCAUGAGCGAGGUGCAGCAGAUGGCGCUAGCAGAUGAGCUGCAGCGACGCAUGGCAGCAGCAGCCGAGGACCCAAUCACAGCCCUUCACGUGGUGCUCCACCAGGUGUGCUGCGGCGUGGCAGCGGACGAGAUUCUUCUGCAGCUGCACGCGCUCUGUGCCGCCCGCUGGCGCCAUCAUGUCAAGUUCGAGGUCGCCGCCCGGGACGCGGGCGGCGGGAGAGGGGGACCGGGGGGUGUGGGGACGUCUGGGGGACCCAGUGGGAGCAAAGGAUGGGUGGCAGGGGGAGGGGGAACAGGGGGAGUAGCAGGGGCAGGGGGACUUGGGGGAAAGGGCGGGGUGGGGGGAGCGCGGGUCAGUGGUUCAGGAGCAGCAGCAUCGAGUGGGGGGCCAAAGGAGGGGGAACGUUCCGGGGCAGCAGAGGCAGGAGCAGGAGGAGCCGGGGCAGGAGAAGCGGCCGGGGGUGCAGCGGGGUUGCCAGCGGUACCAGAGGCAUCCCCUGCGGUGCUGCACGUGUGGUACUGGCUGGACCCGGGGAAGGGUGAGAGCACAGGGGGCUCGUCUUCAGCUGUGCUGGUGCGGCUGGGUAUUGUCAGCUUUGAAAGCGCGGACGAGCCGCCACCCUGCCUCACUCUCUCCCUCGCCCCACCCCCCACCACCCCUCCUCCUCCUCCCAUCGUCCCUCCUGCCUCUGCUCCAGGCUCUUCUGCUGCUGCCACCGCUGCUGCUGCGGUUGUUCCUGGUCCUCCUCCCUCCUCUCUCUUCUCCCGCCAGCCGUUGCGCACCCAGCUCAUAUGCCAGCACACGCCGCCUGUGGUGGACCCCGAGACGGGCGGCGAGGUUUGUCUCUAUCUGGACCCGAGCAGGAUUGAUGUGGAGAAGCUGGUGCUGUUUGCCGCCCGGUGCUCGGCGCAUGCCAAGCUGGCGCGGUUAAGGCGAGACCUGCUGGCGGCUCCGCUGCUCUGCUCCGGGCCCCAAGACGUGCUGCUCUCCUUCCCUCCCCCCCCCUCUUUCUCCCUCUACCGCUCCUCAUCACUCUCCACCGCUUACUCUCCCUUCGCUGACCCCCCUCCUCCUCCACCUCCUCCUCCGCUGCAUCCUUCUGUAGAUGCUGCAAAAAGUGCAGUGCUGCCGAAGGAAACGCCAGGCAAAGGGGGGAAGGAAAAAGGGGGAGGGGGGUUGAAUGACGUUCUGAGGAAGCUGGGGAGUGUUUUGGGGAAGCGCAAGCUGCUGAUAGAAGCUCUGUCGUUUGACAAUGCAGGCAUGCCUGACAGUGGUGGUGUUGAGGAUUAUGCCGGUGAUCAUGGUGGUGGUGGUGUUUCUUCAACUUCAACCCAUGAUCACCUGCCAAGAGGCAAGAAGCAGAGGCAGGGAGACGAUGGGAGAGGGGAGGCAUCAGCUGGGAGUGGAGAGCGGUGGAGAGGCAGCAGCAGAGGUGGGGAGAAUUGGGGCAGGGAAGCGUCUGGGUCGAGAGGGAGGGAGGUGCUGUGGGUGCGGGCGUGUGGCGACUGGUUUGCUGCAAUCGGCGUGAACACGCGGACCGGGCGGUACGAGGUGUGGGCGGGCGGCAAGGGCUUGUCCUGGGCGGCGGCGAGGGAGGUGGAGGGGGCGCUGAACAGUGGGAGCUCGACAGCUGGCGACGCGCUGGUGCUGCUGCGGCUGCACUGCCUGCACGCCCAGCUCACAGCGGCGGGCAUGGCUCUGGGUCUCGUGCCGUACAAGGCGGGCCCAGCAGGCAUUCGAUACACAUCAGACGACCCAGCGCACCCCCUCACUCUCCCGCCACCGCCCCGCACACUCCUCUUCACCCUCUCGCACCCUCCCUUCCUCCCCUACCCAACCCCAUCCUCUCCCUCACCACCCCACUGUACUCCUCCUCCCUCCGACUCUCCACCUCCCAACCCCCCCUCAUGGCCGCCCUAUCUGCUCGCCAUUCUCAUACAAGCGGAUUUUUCCCUCUCCUUCCGUCUGCUUCAGCUCACACCCCCGCCACUGCCCCCUCUAGUGCCACACCCUGCUGCUGCUGGGACCAGUACCGCUGCCACUGGAGCUAGUGCUGGUGCUGGUGCUGGUGCAACUGGUGUAGGCGCUACUGCUGCUGCUGGUGCUCCCGGUACCUCUGCUGCAGCAGCAGCUGGGCAGUCACUUGUAGCGUCGCUCGCGCCGCCAGGUGUCACGCGCUGGUUGGCUCUGGAGGUGUGCGCGCUGGUGUUGGCGGCUGGAGAUCCCGAGGUGGUGGCCCUGGCUGGCUCUGGGGAGAGGGAGGGUUUAGAUCGGGGGAAUGGGGGGAGGAGUGGGGGAAAUGUGGAAGGAGGGGGGAAGGAGAUGGUGGGAGGUUGGGAGGAGCUUCUAGAUGUGGCAGAUGACUGGGAGAGUGAUAGUGAGGGGGAUAGUCAGGGGAAUGAUGAGAGGGAUGGCAGGCACGGAGAGGUGGGCAACGAUGGGGAGAUGGACAGAGCGGGGCGAGAUGACGAGGCAGAAGGUGCAGAGCAAGCAGCAGCCGUUGAUCGCAAGCAGGGUGCGAAUCGUGGGGCUGGGACCGUCACUGCCGCUGCAGCGGUUGAAAGCGGUGGUGUUGAUAAAGACACCGCACCCAUCAAGAAGCGCAAACGCCACCACACCAUUCACCACCCAUCCCAACCCCUGCACUGCGCUCUGAUUGGCCGGCCGCUGCAGGAGCUGGUACAGCUGGCAGGGCGCGGCAAGGCCCCUGUGUCCCUCAUCUUCCCCCUCGUGCUGUCCCGAGCCCAGCACCUCGCUGCUGCUGCCGUCAAACACUCCCUCCUCUCCUCCCUCCUCUCCUCUGCUGGUGUCUCCACCGUUCCCUUCCUCUCUGCUGCCUCCUCCUCCCCCUCCUCCUCCUCCUCCUCCUACUCCUCACUCUCCACCUCGUCCCCCUCUCACUUCCCCUGUCUGCCGCCCCUCAUUUCCUCCUCCCUCUCCUCCUUUUCUGCUUCUCCCUCGGAUUUCUCUUAUCCACCAUCCACUGUCCGUCCCUCCUCCCUCGUCUCCCCUCAAACCCUGCUGCGGAUACCGGGCUUUCCCCCUCCUGCAGCAUCAGCUGCACUGCCCCCAGAUACCGCCUCCCCCUGGCAGUCCCUGCUGCUGAGAUCCGAUUCGCCGGCCACUGCCAGCUGGUCCGUGCUGGUGCCAGCUCAGCAUUUUGUCAGCUUCAUGAGCCGAUCCGCCAUUGCCAGCAUGGCGCGUGACCUGGCGUGCGCGUGGCAGGCUUUCCUCUUCAUCCGCCAGCUCAGACGCAUCCUGAUUGGCCGACGCAAGUCAGCAGCGGGAGGGGAAGGGGGAGGAAGGGAAGGGAGGAUUGGGCGAGGGGGGGAGGUGGUGGGAGUGCCAGUGGUGGGGGAUAGGGAGGAGAUGGUGAGGCGGUGGGGGGAGGUGAGGCGGACGGUGAGGGUGGUAGCUGUGGGCACCACAUCUGUCUCUCUUUCAUACGACGGUGGUAUGCUCAUGCCAGGCUGCCCUUACCUAGAAGAGUGUGUGCGCAUGGACGAUGCAGGGCUGUUGUUAGAUGCCAUUCGCCGCACAGCAGCGCCGACCAGAGCCUGGAAACCGACUCUGUCCUUCCUUUUUCCUUUUUUCCCUGUCUUCCUUUACCCCUUGCAGUACCUAGAGGAGUGUGUGCGCAUGGACAAUGCAGGGCUGCUGCUGGAUGCUGUUCGCCUCACAGCAGCCCAAUCCUUCUCGCUCCUUUCCGCUCAUCCGAAUCCCAUUCUCUAUUUAUUCUUUGUCCCCUCCUUUUCGUCCUCUGUCCGUGGGCAGUACCUAGAGGAGUGUGUGCGAAUGGACGAUGCAGGGCUGCUGCUGGACGCCAUUCGCCUCACAGCAGCUCCGCUGCACGCCCUGCACUCCGCCAUCCGCCCCCUCCGCUCCCUCUCCGUCCCUCCCUCCGCCCUGCCGCCCUCGCACCUACACCACCAUGCACAGCAGCAGCCACACGUGCAGCCAUCGCAUUCUAAUGCUCCUGCACAUGCUGCAGCAGCUGGUGCAGGCGCUACUGCGUCUGCUCCUCCUGCUACUACAGCACCACCACCUGAAGCUUCUGGUUCCGCUGCAGCCUCAGCAAGUGGCCCAGCCGCUGCCACUGCAGCACCCACUGCAGCCCCAGCAGGAGCAUCAUCAGCAGCAGCGGCAGCGGCAACAGCAGCAGCAGCAGCAGCAGGGGCAUCUCGAGGGCUGAUGGUGGGAGCAACACUGUGCUCUCUCCUCCCAGGAGACAUCACAAUCAUCCCGCGCGGCCCCUUCUCCUUCCGCAUCGUCUACCGCCACGACUUUGCCAUCCACAUGCGCUGCUUCGCCCCCGACUUCGUCUGGUUGCAGCCCGCCCCGCCGCCCAAAUCCUACGACCUGCCGCCCGGACUCGUCGCGAUGUUCCCUGAAGGCUCUGCUGCUGUUUUGGCUGCAGCGGAAACUCCCAGUGGUGCUGCUGGGAGCGGGAACAGGGGUGGUGGGAACAGGAGAGGUGGGGCAUUGGGAGCACCCACUCCAGGCAUUGGCUAUCCGAGUGGGUCACCCAGUGGUGGUUCUGCUGGUGUUGCAGCAGCAGCGAGUGGGGUGAUUCGAGGGGAUCUGUCUCUGGGAGGGUCCUUGCCCUGCCCACAGUUCCGCCCGUUCAUUCUGGAGCAGGUCUCUCUGCUGCUCUCACAGCUCUCACAUGCGCCUGACCUGCCCCCCGCUGCUGCUGCUGCUCUUCCUCCUGCUUCCACCGCUCCUGCUGCUGCUGGUCCGGGUGCUGGCAGGCUCGGGAGGACAGGGUCGGGGAUGGAGAGCCUGGGAGCAGGAGGGCAGCAUUCGGCCGGUCCCAGCAGCUCACAUCACCAGCAGCAGCAGCAGCAGCAGCAGCAGCAAAGCAUGCAUCCUCAGAAUCACCAGCAGCAGCAGCAGAGGGUGGAGAUGCUGCGGUGGCAGCACAUGGCAGCAUCCCUCGCCUCCUCAGUGCGAGCAGAGUCCCACACGGCGAUGGUGGGGUUGUCAGACGAUGGCGGGUACGGCGGGGCGUGGGUGCCCGUGGUGCUGCUGAAGCGGGUGCUGCGCAGCAUGCUGCGGUACCUUGGGACCAUCGCGCUCUUCGCUCGCUUCCCCUCCGUGCUGGCGGCUGUGCUGGGCCCGGCCAUGGGGACCAGGGAGGCUGGGCUGCUGUCGCAGGAUCCGGAGCAGCCUGCUUUACGGUUCUUCAUCGGCAAUUAUGUGUACAUGGUGAAUCUGCACCGCCAUCGCCGCCCUACUGCUGGAGACCAGCUGCAACUCAUGCUUCAAGUUGUAAACGCCCGCAUGGCUCCACAGCGCCGCCCGCCCGCCAUGACACCCGACGCUGAUGUGGACAUGAGCCCUGCUGAGCUGGCGGAGAUCAGCGACCUCUUCACGCGCAAGGUGGCGGUGGAGCCCUUCGACGUGUCCCGCCUGUCUUCCUUCGUGACGCUUGUCAUGCUCCCAUUGGCUGUGAUUCGCGAGUUCAUGGGCUUGCUGGCCUUGAGACGGGAGCAGCAGCGACUGCUGGCUGCUGCUGCAGCCGCAGCUGCCGGAACAGGCGGGGCAGCAGCAGGGGAGGCAGUAUCAGGGGGAGGUACUUCUGCAGGUGUAGCUGGGGCAGGUAACAUCCCUGCCAUUCCCCCCGCCGCCCGGAUCGCAGUAGACCUUUGCUUUGAGAAUCGCAUCGGAUUAGGCUGGGAUCUCCCAGAUUCGUUUGGGAGACACAGUGGAGGCUCAUCUGGGGGAGGUGUAUCUGCAGGCCAGGUUCACCCAGGCUCUGCUACAGCCGGGAAUGCAGCUGGCAGUGGUAAAACAGCCGACCGCAGCGAUAUCAGCUACAGCCGGGCAGAAAGCCGAGUGGAUUUCUCUCUUGUCCUGCUCAUGGACCAUGCCGCCCUCUCUGCCGCCCACCUGCCGGUCCAAAUCGCGGGCGGCGCAGGCUGGCUGGCUCACUGCAUCUCGGUCCGCCUCCGCUUGCACUUCUCCGCCGCCCCUGCCAAUGCGGCAGCUGCUGGUGCAGGCGCUGCCUCUGUUGCUCCCGGUGCACGAGGGCCGUUGAUUCUGCAGCUGUCUCUGCUGGCCGUUGAUGGCAGUCACGGCGGGAAAGCGUGUUGGAGUAAGGCAGAGGACUGGGACAGACGGACGGGAAUGGCAGCGAGUGGAUGGGGAAUCGACACCGCUGCCGUUUCUGGCUUGCACGAGAGACAACCGUACUGCGAGGAGAAAGGGGAGCAACCUGGAGCAGCACGCCUGAAGGAGUGGACGAGAAGUGACAAGUGUGCGGGUCUCGUUCCUGCCCGAGACACAGCAGCAACGCUGGUGAAUGCAGCACUGGUGAAUGCAGCAGCGCUGGUGAAUGCAGCAGCUCUGGUGAAUGCAGCAGCUCUGGUGAAUGCAGCAGCGCUGGUGAAUGCAGCAGCACUGACGGACGGGGAGGUUGCGAGUAGACAGGGGUGGCAGCGAGAGGAUGGGGGUGGCAGCGAGAGGAUGGGGGAGGCAGCGAGUGGACGGACGGAUGGGGAGGGAGCGGAUGGGGAAUGGAGGAGAGGCAAGCAUUUCACUCAAGGGGCAGUGAUCACCAGUGGCUGCAGCAGCUGCGGGAUGAUGGCGAGCACACAAGGAGUUAGCGAGCAGCGGAAGACUGGUGGCAGCAGCAGCAGCAGUGGAGGAGUGAGACAUAGCCAAGUGCCGAGCCAACAGCAUGGACAGCAGCGGUGCCAGUGGUGGCACCGUCAGACAGUUGCAACGUCAAUGGCAGCUGCAGUGGCGGCUGCAGCAGAAAAGGAGGAGCCAGCACACAAGGAGUUGAGCAUGAUGGAGAGAAAUGGCAGCACGCGCUCACCACGACGGGCGGCGUAUCGCGCGGAUCCGGUGACGCCAACGGGCGUGCGACAGGAAGGAAGCGGGGAGGAUCUGCGCGUCAGAUCAGAGCCAUGGAGGCGGCCCGCGAGCAGCAACCCGUGGAACCUGGCGGAAGGCCAGCGCGGGGUGGAUGAAGUGCGUCGCGAUGGCGACGUGGACAUGGAUACUGCGAGCGAGCAGGGUGACGAGGAAGAAAGGGAAAAACCCCAGCCUGCUCAAGGCGGCGGAAGACGUGACAUCGCCGGCGACGAGGAAUUCCCUACUGAGCGGGGCGACGAAGGGCGCGACGCGGCCUACGACGAAGGAUCCCCCACUGCGCGGGGCGGCGGAAGGCGCGACGCGGCCUACGACGAAGGAUCCCCCACUGCGCGGGGCGGCGAAAGGCGCGACGCGGCCUACGACGAAGGAUCCCCCACUGCGCGGAGCGGCGAAAGGCGCGACGCGGCCUACGACGAAGGAUCCCCCACUGCGCGGGGCGGCGAAAGGCGCGAAGCGGCCUACGACGAAGGAUCCCCCACUGCGCGGGGCGGCGGAAGGCGCGACGCGGCCUAUGACAAAGGAUCCCCCACUGCGCGGGGCGGCGGAAGGCGCGACAUCGCCGACAAUGGGCAGAAUUUCCCUGCUGCGCGGGAAGAAGGAGGGCAGGGGUACGAGAAAAGGAAUGAAGGAGAGCGAGUCCAUCGCGGAAAGGCGCGGGAGAAUGACGAAAAAGACAGAAAUGAAGAGCACUCACCUGCUGGACGGCGCGAAGAGAUGCCGCGUGGGAGCAACAAGGGAGCGGAGCGCCGAACGGGGGCACGCCGAGAAGAGGAAGAGGGGAAGAGGGCAUCGGUGGGUGUCUUCCGCUCACCUGAGCCAAGGCCAGGCUAUGACCGUGUAUGGCGCAUGGCGAUGGGCGGAGCCCGGCGGGCAGAUCGGGAAAAGCGGGAAGACAAGCUGAGCUAUGAGGAGCGACGCCAGCAAAGCCCGCCUGAGUGGGAGCGGGAGUGCAACGGAGAAGGACGAGAAAGGGGCCGGGAAAGGCGAUCACCGCACGGCUCCAGAGCAGAAGGCGGAGGAAAGGUACAGGAGAGACCGCGAAGACGACCAGAGGAGAGGUGCGAGUCCAGAUGGAACCAGGAGGCGACGGCAACAUGGAGAAGGAUCGAGCGGGGCUAG